Molecule: messenger RNA, 1194 nt
Organism: Rodentolepis nana
Lineage: Eukaryota; Metazoa; Platyhelminthes; Cestoda; Cyclophyllidea; Hymenolepididae
Source: the annotation of a GenBank genome assembly
AUGCACGCGACGAUUGAUCGAUGUUCAAAGCUACCUCCCCGAAGCACAAGGCAGCGCUCUGCUGGAACAACCAGGGUUCCUUUGAAAGCCCGCAGCCUGAAGGAACACAUCCAUCAACACAAAAACGGAUUUUGUGAAUAUUGCUGGGGUAUGGAGACUCCUGCAACUCUAACAUUACUCGAUGAGACUUCAGCAGGUCUUUCCGAUAAUCCUUUCACUGAAGACGAUGAAGAUGAAGCUUUCAGUGAUUCCUCUUCUAUAUCAAGUUGCUUGGAAGAAGAUAAAAGCGGCUCACAAAAGGAUGUCAAAGACGAUACUGGAGGAAACCUUGGAGCAAUGACAAUGCCUAGGAUGGCGUCAUCUCCAAUGGAAUGUGAAGUAGUUACCCAUCGACGAGUUAUUCGACGUAGAAUCUCAAGACCCUCCCCACUACCAUCCUUAUAUCGUGCCUCAAUUAAUAGUCAAGAGGCAACCUCGGGUUCAGAUUCGGGAUUCGGUUACGGAGCGCCGAAAAGAGCUCUGAGUUCCGCAAAUGUGACUUCCAGCCAGUCAUGGAAUUACCGAAAUGGAAUGAUGUCAGGACCACAGAGUCCAGCACCCGGUUACUCUUCUAUGCGUUCCAUGGGAGGAAGUCUACGAAGCGGCAGUGCGUACCUGGGUUCUCAGGGCUAUUCCGCUCGCCGUGAACGUCUGAAACAGGAGGCUGAGCAAGCGGAGGCUCUUCGACAAGGUACUCAACGAAUCAAUCAUGUUGCUGCAUCCUCCAACGAUCUGCGUUCAAGUUCUCUGCACCAGCAACGCCUGCUUAUUACCGUGAACAACCAGAUAUUCUCUUCUUUCGACCUUUCAAGUUGUGAAUUUAUGCUUCGUCGCAUUGGAAGCAUGCCCGAACGGACUGAGUUUGAAGAGAUAGAGACGGUAACUCUCCAGCCAAUAGGAAGAGGAGUUCAGGAUCUGGGAUCAAAUAUGGGUUCAACGGCAACGCUAAAUAGAGCUGGCAGACGACCUGUAGCGUCCUCGAUGCUUGAGGGACUUAACAGGGUAGACCCUUACAGAAGCAACCGCCAACCAAGGGCUAACAUGUCGUCGUCAUUCGGUCGUCAAACCUCUGCCAUGGAUAUUUCACAAACAAUGUCAGCUCGACCCCAACGGGCUGCAUCAAGUACGAUUCUAUUAUGCCUGUUUUCAUUUUAA